AAAGGAACUGGCAGAGCCCCGCUCGGGUCCAGCUGGGAGAGCAGACCCUGAGAGGCAACGAGCCGCCCGGCGACACUUCCCCGCUCACCCCGCACCGAGCCCGCAUACCAGCCCCGAGCAGGCCGCGUACGGCCCGCAGGCGCCCGGGAGACGCCGCUUCAGAGGGGCCACGGUGACCGAGGCCCGCCGCAGAGAGGCAACCGAGGGACCGCUGUCACACAGGCCUCCUAGAGAGAGGCCCCUGGAGCUCCAUUAUCACCCAGGCCCGCCGUGCAGAGGCCCCUGAGGGUUUAGUUACACCCAGGCCUCCUAGAGAUAAAAUCCAGAGGGGCCUCUGUUAUUCCGGCCCAGGAGAGAGCAGUCACUGACGGUCCGCUGUCACCAGGGCUGCCUCUGAGGCCCACCGGAGAGAGGCCGACUCGGGGGCCACUGCCGAGAACCGCCACACAGGGGCCACUGCCGAGAACCGCCACACAGGGGCCACUGCCGAGAACCACCACACAGGGGCCACUGAACAGCCGGUGUCUCCGGGUGCCCUACAGGAGCCUCACUGCCCGGUGCCCCCAGCUGCCCCUGACUCCCUGUAAUUACCCUGCCCAAACAGCCUUGAGUUGCCGUCGUUGCCCAGCUCCUCGCUGGCGGCUACUCUCCCUCCCCUCCCCCGUUACAGACUGGAGCUUCCAUCCCUUCCCCGGACGCUUUCCAGACGCUGAGCUCCUCGGCUGCCGGUCGACGACUUCAAAGCACGUUUGGCUACUUUGUUGCCGGUGAGGAAGAUCCGCGACCUCCUCGCCCUCCCCGUCCGUGGCCCGAUUUGCUCCUCAGCCCGCCAUGGCCCAGCAGCAGAUGACCAGCUCGCAGAAGGCCCUGAUGCUGGAGCUCAAGUCCCUGCAGGAAGAGCCGGUCGAGGGUUUCCGCAUCACGCUGGUGGACGAGAGUGACCUCUACAACUGGGAAGUGGCCAUCUUCGGACCCCCCAACACGCUGUACGAAGGGGGAUACUUCAAAUCUCACAUAAAGUUUCCCAUCGACUAUCCGUACUCCCCUCCGACUUUCCGCUUCCUGACAAAGAUGUGGCAUCCGAAUAUAUACGAGAACGGAGAUGUUUGCAUUUCGAUUCUUCAUCCUCCCGUAGAUGAUCCGCAGAGCGGCGAGCUUCCGUCCGAGAGGUGGAAUCCCACCCAAAAUGUCAGAACUAUCCUGCUGAGUGUUAUAUCGCUGCUGAACGAACCGAACACAUUCUCUCCCGCCAACGUAGACGCAUCUGUGAUGUUUAGGAAAUGGAGAGACAGCAAAGGCAAAGACAAGGAAUACGCCGAGAUCAUCAGAAAGCAAGUGUCUGCAACAAAAGCAGAAGCCGACAAAGACGGGGUGAAGGUCCCUACCACGCUGGCCGAGUACUGCAUCAAAACCAAAGUGCCUUCGAGCGACAACAGCUCAGACUUACUUUAUGAUGACUUGUACGACGAUGACAUAGACGACGAGGACGAGGAAGAAGAGGACGCCGACUGUUACGACGACGACGACUCCGGGAACGAGGAGUCGUGACCUGCCCUGGCACGCUCUCCCCUUCCGUUCCCUUAGAAGCCCCCAGUGCUCCGUCCCGCGGCAUCCUCCCCCCCGCUGACUCAGGCCACACGUCGGGCAGCGUUGACCUAGCGGCAGUCCUGCUGAGCGACGGCCACUUGGCUGGGAUUUAAAGACUGCACUCGCAGAAUCGUGUGUGAGACUCCAUAUUCUCGGACCUUUUUUUUGAUGGAGGAGCAUGGGGUUUGGGGAAAUAAAAACAAAAAAAACAA
Molecule: messenger RNA, 1799 nt
Organism: Spea bombifrons (plains spadefoot toad)
Lineage: Eukaryota; Metazoa; Chordata; Amphibia; Anura; Pelobatidae
Gene: UBE2R2
Product: ubiquitin conjugating enzyme E2 R2
Exons: 5
Coding region: 832-1548 (238 amino acids)
Biological process (GO): ubiquitin-dependent protein catabolic process; protein polyubiquitination
Molecular function (GO): ubiquitin conjugating enzyme activity
Source: RefSeq, a predicted model, not a curated record